This is a messenger RNA of Elgaria multicarinata webbii, 4697 nucleotides long. RefSeq names its product SH3 domain and tetratricopeptide repeats 1 (gene SH3TC1). The record is from RefSeq and is a predicted model, not a curated record. The coding region runs from base 202 to 4164 and encodes 1320 amino acids. Lineage: Eukaryota; Metazoa; Chordata; Lepidosauria; Squamata; Anguidae. Gene Ontology annotation, molecular function: protein binding. The transcript has 18 exons.
CCAGAAGUCAUAUGAGACAGGAGCAGUCAAAUGUGCUUUAUGUUGCUGAAGUGGAAACUGGGAACUAGCAAGGCUGAGAAAGGUAGAAAGAGGAAGUAUCAUGGGACAGGAGCGAGAGUGGAGAAGUGACAGUAGGAAACCGUGAUCCCCCCUCUGAGGACGCUUUAGAAUAUAAAGCCAUCAUGACUACAUCUGUAAAAGAUGGCAACAGGAGAAGAACCUUUCAGCACAUCUGUUUCUGAGUGUGAUGCUGUUACAGAGGGAAAGAAUUCCUGCUUUCUGGAACCAAAACAGAGAACUGCUUGGAAAGAAAACACAGAGUUACUAGGAGAGAAGGCCUCCUCUUGUGCACAUGUGGCAGCUAGCUCAAAUGUAAUCACACCUUCAAAUUGUAUUGUAUUGCAACAGCAGCUGAAGGAUAUAUCCCUGAAGAUAAUCAUGGUAAAACGUAAGACUGGACUUCCUGACUCUCAGCUGCAUGGAUAUCUAAGAAGACGACUCCGUCUUUUGGAAAAUGACAACACAAAGGCCAAGGCAGUUUUUAAUGAGCUGUCUGCUAGACUACUGUCUAUUCACAGUGAAGACCACCUAAUAGUGGUAACAUUUUGGACCUUUGAAGAAAUCUGGAAGUUUGUAACUUAUUAUUCCCUUGGUUUUUUAAAUCAUUGUAUGGAGAACCUGUUGCUAGACGACUAUUUAUGGCUCUCUCCACCAGAGGAAGCAGUUGGAAUUGAUGUCCAUCUAGAUGAAGAAUGUCUUGACAUGAUAUAUAGAGGACUCUUAAUUCAAGAAGGUGCCUUCUUUGUAUUUCACCCUGAAAAUGUUGUAAGUGAAAAAAGAGCUUCAGAGGACAAAGGAGCAGCCAGAAUUCACCAGCUGAAGUGGGAGAGAGGCCCAGAAGCCGCCAGGUGGGAUGACCCAGCGAAAGGCACGGCGGGGGCCCUGGUUGCUUUUCAUCAGUGGUUUCUUAAAACAAACACAGACCCUGUUGAUUUUGCCAGAGAAAUGGAAACUAUAGCCACUGAUCAAAUUGCCACAGGUUCUUCUGUUGCCGUUAUUAGCUAUGAAAGUGCUAAUAGCCCAGAGGAAAUUGAUUUCAAGAAAGGAGACAGAAUUGAAAUUAUUGGCUACUUGAUGAAAUGCAUGCAGUGGUUUGUGGGAAGGCAUAUCCCUACCGGCCAAGUUGGUUUUGUACAGAGCAGUCAUGUCAAACCUGAUGGCUUCAAAGAUGCUGUAACUGAACCUCCACACCUGGCUUUCUUCAAAGAUGAACAUUCUGCUUUUACAAGAGAAAAAGCCCUUUUAGAAGUAAAUGUGACGGGGCUUUUGACACAAACAUCAAAUUAUAGCAUUUGCAAUACGUAUCAAAUAGAUGGACAAGAAGAUUUUGAACUUGAUAAGUCUUCUGAGCAAGAGAUGUCACAUAGCUUCCUUAAUACAACCUCUAGCUCGAUGAAAUGCAAAGUGCUGCAGACACUAAUGAAAGUGAAAAACUUACAGUUGCACAGGGAAGAGAUGGAUGAUCAGAAAGGGCAAUUCUCUGCUUUGAAUGGAGAGACGACUUCUCUGUCCCAAGAGCCACGUUUCUGCAUAUACCAAGAUGAAUUUUGUGGACCAGAAGUUUAUUAUUCAUUACUGUUGUUUCUGAAUGGUAAAAGCUAUGAGACCAGCUUCAAAAACCUUUAUGAUCCCUCAUUUUCCUUUCUGAAAACCUUGUUUUAUGGCUAUGCCAAUGAGGAAGAACUGGUUGAUUAUUUCGUACUGGCAAGGGAAGCGGCAAAGCAAGCCAGCCUGCCAUUGGCCUUGACCAGGCUGUGCUAUCUCCUGGGGAGAAUGAGUGUCCGGAAGUUCAAACUUUCUCAAGCUCGAGUUUAUUUUGAAGAAGCUUUGGCAACCAUACAAGGAGAUUUUAGUGACCUUUAUCUUAUAACUGCUCUUUACACAAAUCUAAUAGGCAUCUACCUGAAACAGAAGAAUAAGGAGAAAUGCACUUGCCUUUUUGACAAAGUUGCUUCUUUGCUCAUGGGAAUUCCCAGCUACAUCAGCAGCACAGACAUGGAGUCAGAGAUUCUGAAGUACGCCUUAAAAAGGGCAAUCCUAAGUCAGAGCAAGAAUGCAGAAGCCAGAGCAUGCUCCCUGCUAGCAAAGCACUAUCUGAACUUUAAACAAGGUGAAGAGGCACUUCCAUUCCUAGAAAGGCUGCAGCUGCUGAAUAAUGAGUUGGGUUUGCAAAAUGGCUCAUUGUCAGUUGACUGUUAUUUUAAGCUAGGUCAGCUCUAUAGCCAAAAGUGUUUGCCCCACCUUGUGCUAAGCUGUGUCAAGGUUGCCUCUUCUUGCAGCUCAUGUACUUUGCUGGUGUCAUUCAGAAGCAUUGACUUAGUACUAAAAAAUGCUCCCAAACUCCAUAGUCUAAAACCCGUGGAGCAAACACAUCCCUCCCAAAUUGCAUAUUAUCUCAAGCAACUACUCCACAUGCUAGAGACUAGCAAAGAACACCAAAAACUGUGCAGUAUGGUUUGCUGUAAUCUCUCUCUAUUAUACAGCCAUCACAAACAAUACAGAAAAGCAAUUGAUUACAUGGAGAAAGUUCUGGACACAAAUGCAGAUACAAGCACUGAAGAAAUGGUUAACCAUUUAGUCUUUCUCAGUUGGUUAUAUAUUCACCAUCAACAAAACACGGUGGCUCUGGACAUAUUAAAUGCCAUAGCAGAGUCUUCACAGAGCAGCCAGCAACAGUUAGGUGUUAUUUAUAACUUGAUUGCCAUUAUUUUGAGGCAGGUGAACAAUACGAAGCAAGCAGCUGAGAGCUAUUGUAAAGCUUUGAGCAUAUCGAGAGAGUUGGGCAUCAUCCAUAACCAGGCUGUGGCUUGUGCCAACUUUGGGAUUCUCUGUCUGCAUUCAGCUGCCAGAAGUCUUGGGGAGCAUUUCUUAAUUAAAGCCGUAAAGCUGUUUUCUGAACUGCCAAGUACUGAGUCUGGAAAAGAUUUUAUAGAUGUCCUCCUCAGGCUGGGGUGCUACUACACCGAUGGGAUUGAUAAAGACAAAGGGAGGUGCUGCCAUGAAUGGGCAUUUUUGGUUGCAAUGGAAAUAAACCAUUUGGAAGGGCAGCUCCAGGCCGUUCAGUAUCUAUGCCAAUUCUACAGCACAGUUCUUCCAGAUAAAGCUCAGUGUGUCAUCUACAAUGAGUAUCAACUCUCCUUAGUUAGGAAGAUGUCCGACAAAGUCAUGGAGGGACACAUAUUGGAAACCAUCAGUCAGCUGUAUCUAUCUUUAGGCACAGAAAGGGCUUACCGAUCUGCCCUGGAAUGCACCAAGAGAAGCCUUGGAAUAUUCAUCGAUCUUCAAGAAAAAGAGAGGGAAGCACAAGCUUGGCUCCAGGCAGGGAAGAUAUAUUAUAUAUUGAGGCAAAAUGAGCUAGUAGAUCUUUAUAUCCAGGUUGCCCAAAAUGCUGCUCUGUGUACUGAAGAUCCCAAUUUGGAAAUGGAAUUAUUUGAAGCUUCAGGGGACAUAUUUUUUAAUGGAGACCAGGAAAAGGAAAAAGCAGUGCCUUUCUACAGGGACAAGGCCCUGCCGCUCGCGACUAAGACAAGAAACAGCCGCGCUGAGCUCCGACUGGUCAACAAGCUGGUGGGAGCGCUGCUGACUCUGAAGGCCUACCAGGAGUGUCUGGGAUAUGCACAAGCCUCGUUAAUGCUCAGUGUCAAUUUAGGGAAUCAAUUAAAUGAAAGAAUAGCGUAUCAUCGACUAGCCGUUAUCCACCAUCAUUUAGGUCAGUGUGAACUUACUGAACACUUCUUCUUGAAAGCCUUGUCCCUCUGUCCCUCACCUCUGGAGUUUGAUGAGGAAGCCCUAUACUAUGUAAGAGUGUACCUUCUUCUUGGAGACAUUACUUUCUAUGAUCUAAAGGAUCCUUUUGAUGCUGCUGGCUACUAUAAUUUGGCCCUUGCAGCUGCCAUGGACUUGAGGAAUAAAAAGGCUCAACUGAAGAUUUACACAAGACUUGCAAUAAUCUACCACAACUUCCUCGUGGACCGAGAGAUGUCUCUCUACUUCUAUCAAAAGGCAAGAGCCUUUGCAACGGAGCUUAAUAUUCGUAGAAUAAAUCUAUGCCCUGAUCAGUCUAUGAGGGCAACAAGGGCCCCUGUGAAUAAUAAUAUCAUGUAAGAAUAGCACCGGGGCAUCCAAUGCUGGUGAGAUUUGCUUCUGUUUGGCCCUGCUUCAACAAGCCCUUUCGUAUAUGGUAGAUUUCGAAAUGGUAGAUGAUCCAUACGGCACCUGAGCGCUCCCCUGCUCUGAGGCAAAGAAACAUGGAUCUGUGUGCCCCCAAUGUUUAGCCACAGGAGCUCCAGUGAAAUUUGGGCAAAAUGUUGUUAUAGAGCUAUGUCAACCAUCUGUCUUCAUCAUACAGUUACGGAACUGUUUAACUGUUGAAAACAGAGGAAAGGUAAAACAUGAUUAAAUGCAGGAAUUAACUGGAAUAAUAAACAUGGUGAUUGAUUAAGUUUAAAAUUGUCUCAUGCUCUAAUACAAAUUAAUACAAAUGUUCUAGGACUUGUUUGGGAAAUACUUGCUCACAAGUAGGGCUGUGCAUUCCUGCCAUGCAGCCUGUGGCUGAUGGGGCUGAAGAAAUAAAGGCUGGCAUCGAACACGGGCAUCCAUGCUCUAAUUUCAUGUGCAGAAUUGAAUUAUACUUUAAA